AGAUGCACGAUAGAAAACGCUUCGAACCUUUUCGACCCAAACCUACGGUUUUCCGCCCCCAUCCGCCUCUGGCACCGUCGAAAACCUCACUUUCUGGGUUUUCCUUCCCCACGAUCAGCCGCCAUACAUCUCGGCAAAGACCUUUCUUCAUGUCUUCGGCACCAGACGCGCCCUCCGCCUUCUCCUGCACCUCUUCCUAGCGCCUGUGGACGUCCGGCGACCUCUGUAUGUUUUAGUCCCCUCCCACCUCCGCCGUGUCGAAGUCUGGCCACCUCUCGCUGACUCUCCAUAGUCGUACGGCAGAAGACGUACACCCGCUGCAAGCAGCAGACUAUUUUGGUUGAUUCUUCGGCUGUGAGUGGUGUAGCGUGGUGAAUGGGAGCAAUGACGGUGGAUCGGGCGGACGGACGUAGCGUCAAUCAGUUGAGGCCGCUCGCUUGCUCUCGGAAUAUCCUCCACCGAGCUCACGGCUCUGCUCGCUGGUCCCAAGGUGAUACAAUCGUAUUGGCUGCAGUAUAUGGACCAAAAGCUGGAACAAAGAAGGGUGAGAACCCUGAGAAAGCCUCUAUAGAGGUUAUAUGGAAGCCUAAAACCGGGCAGAUAGGAAAACUGGAAAAGGAAUAUGAGAUGAUCCUGAAGAGAACUUUGCAAAGCAUAUGCUUGAUGACUAUCCAUCCCAAUACAACAACCUCUAUCAUAGUUCAGGUUUUUGGAGAUGAUGGUGCUCUUCUCCCUUGCGCCAUCAAUGCAUCAUGUGCUGCACUUGUAGAUGCUGGUAUUCCUUUAAAACACCUUGCUGUUGCAAUCUGUUGUGGUUUAACAGAGGGUGGAUCGGCGAUUCUAGACCCUACUAAGGCAGAAGAGCAGAAAAUUCAAGCAUUUGCUUAUUUGGUGUUUCCAAAUUCUCCACUAUCAAUCCUUCCUAGUGCGCCAUCAGCAGAGGUUGAUGGACCAAUUGAGAACGGAAUCAUCACAUCUGUUACACAUGGGGUGAUGCCUGUGGUUGACUAUUUCAACUGCCUUGAACGUGGUCGUGCUGCAUGUGCAAAGAUCUCAGAAUUUCAUAGGAGAAGCUUCGAGUCACAAGUCCCGGGUGACCUUACUAAAGCAACAUAGUCAAACAUAUAUCAGCUCUGCUCAGGUACAUUGGAGCAAAGUUAUAUUUCGGAUACUAUACUGUCUUAGUGCUGGCAAAGAUAUGAAGUCUCAAAAUGAGUUUAGAAACUUUAGUUCUUGCUAGAAAGCAAACAUUUGAAGUUCUGUGGUGGCCCCACACUUUGACCGGAUGGCCUGAAUUUCAUGGAUUUGUUUGCAACCUUUCUGAAGCAGAUGUCUUGACAGUAACAAGCUGUUAUAUGGAUUCGUCUAGGACCUAAGGGACCAAGUACCAGGUUAAACUAUAGUAUCCUUGAUAGCUGGCAAUGAAUUUAUUAAGAUUUGUUGGUGUUGAGAAAGGUUCAAGUGCUUUACUCUUGCUGGACCUGUUGUUUGCUUUUGCCCUGUUAAACUGAUGUUCUUAACACUUGAUACCUGGGUGUACCACUUUAUUAUGGAUUAGCUACUGGAGAAAGCUUGUUUUCUGUAUGGACAGUGUACCCGUUUGUCUUUCAACCUUGUUGGUAGGUAUUUUCGCAGACCUGCCUUUGGUAGGGUUUCCUCCUA
Musa acuminata subsp. malaccensis (wild Malaysian banana) is the source of this 1662-nucleotide messenger RNA. Lineage: Eukaryota; Viridiplantae; Streptophyta; Magnoliopsida; Zingiberales; Musaceae. The record is from RefSeq and is a predicted model, not a curated record.